Girardinichthys multiradiatus is the source of this 4309-nucleotide messenger RNA. RefSeq names its product leucyl-tRNA synthetase 1b (gene lars1b). Lineage: Eukaryota; Metazoa; Chordata; Actinopteri; Cyprinodontiformes; Goodeidae. The record is from RefSeq and is a predicted model, not a curated record. Gene Ontology annotation, molecular function: leucine-tRNA ligase activity; ATP binding; aminoacyl-tRNA deacylase activity. Gene Ontology annotation, biological process: leucyl-tRNA aminoacylation. The transcript is spliced from 32 exons. Bases 153 to 3707 code for a protein of 1184 amino acids.
ACUACAUUUCCCAGAAAGCGCAGCUGAAGGCCGAUUGAAGGUGUCAUCAUCCAGACGCCGGUGGCGUGGGUUUCUCUUCUUGCUGGCACAUUUCUUUUAUUUCGUCUCCUUGUAAACAACAGAAAAGCUCAUUGCUGUCAGAUCUGAACAACAUGACGGAACGAAAAGGAACAGCCAAGUUGGAUUACUUGAGAAAGAUUGAAUUAGAAGUCCAGGAGAAAUGGGAGAAGGAGAAGGCGUUUGAGAAUGACGCACCGUCAACUGUUGGAGAAACCUCAAACAAAAACAAAUACUUUGUCACCUUUCCUUAUCCAUACAUGAAUGGUCGACUGCAUCUUGGCCAUACUUUCAGCUUGUCAAAGUGUGAGUUUGGUGUCGGCUACCAGUCUCUCAAGGGGAAGAGAUGCCUUUUCCCAUUUGGGCUGCACUGCACAGGAAUGCCGAUCAAGGCCUGUGCAGACAAGCUAAAGAGAGAGAUGGAGCUGUACGGAAACCCUCCCCAGUUUCCAGACGAGGUCAAAGAAGAAGAGGAGAAACCCAAGGUUUUUGAUCAAAUCAUCAUCAAGGACAAAGCAAAGGGCAAGAAGAGUAAAGCGGUGGCCAAAUCUGGAUCCUCCACAUACCAGUGGGACAUCAUGAGGUCUUUAGGUCUGAAUGACUGUGAAAUUGUCAAGUUUGCUAAUGCAGAACACUGGCUGGAGUACUUCCCUCCUUUGGCUAUCAAAGACCUCAAACAAAUGGGAGUCAAGGUGGAUUGGAGACGUUCUUUCAUUACCACUGAUGUGAACCCCUUCUACGACUCUUUCGUCAGGUGGCAAUAUCUGACACUAAAAGAGAGGAAGAAGAUCAAGUUUGGCAAAAGGUAUACCAUCUACUCUCCUAAGGAUGGACAGCCGUGUAUGGACCAUGACAGGCAAACUGGGGAGGGAGUGGGACCUCAGGAGUACACACUCAUCAAGAUGAAGAUUGUUGAACCUUACACGGCAAAAUUCAAAUCAAAAGUGUUUUAUAGCAGUGGCAUGAAAGGCAAAAACAUCUUCCUCGUUGCUGCCACUCUGAGACCAGAAACCAUGUUUGGUCAGACCAACUGCUGGGUGAGACCAGACAUGAUGUAUUUAGCUUUUGAAACAGCCAGCAGAGACAUCUUCAUCUCCACCAAGAGGUCUGCUAGAAACAUGUCUUUCCAGGGAUUCACCAAGGAGAAUGGAGUGGUGCCGGUGAUCAUGGAAAUACUGGGACAGGAUCUCCUUGGCUGUGCUCUAAGUGCUCCUCUGACCUCCUACAAGAUCAUCUAUGCUCUGCCCAUGCUCACCAUUAAGGAGGACAAAGGUACUGGCGUUGUUACCAGUGUGCCAUCCGAUGCUCCUGAUGACAUUGCUGCUCUCAGGGACAUCAAAAAGAAACAGGCUCUAAGGGAAAAAUAUGGAAUUGAGGAUAAGAUGGUGUUGCCUUUUGAGCCGGUCCCCAUCAUUGAAAUCCCAGGCUAUGGAAACCUUUCGGCCCCUCUGGUCUGUGAUGAACUGAAGAUCCAGAGCCAGAAUGACAAGGAGAAACUGGCUGAAGCCAAAGAGAAGGUUUACCUGAAAGGAUUUUAUGAAGGGAUCAUGCUAGUUGAGGGCUUCAAGGGGCAGAAGGUCCAAGAUGUAAAGAAGCCGAUCCAGAAGAUGAUGGUUGAGAAGGGGGAGGCCCUGAUUUACAUGGAGCCUGAGAAGCAGGUCAUGUCGCGUUCAGUUGAUGAGUGUGUGGUGGCGCUCUGUGACCAGUGGUAUUUGGACUACGGGGAGGCCCAGUGGAAGCAGCAGACCAUUGAAGUCCUCACAGCAAUGGAAACAUUUUGUGAAGAGACGAGAAGAAACUUUGAGGCAUCUUUAGCAUGGCUACAGGAACAUGCCUGCUCUCGCACCUACGGUCUUGGAACACGGCUGCCUUGGGACGAGCAGUGGCUGAUUGAGUCACUAUCAGACUCCACUAUCUACAUGGCCUACUACACUGUCGCGCACCUCCUCCAGGGAGGAGUGCUCAACGGACAGGGAGACUCUCCACUGGGCAUCAAGCCGGAGCAGAUGACCAGAGAGGUGUGGGACUUUAUCUUCUUUAAGUCAUCUCCUUUCCCAAAGACUGAUAUCCCCAAGGAGCACCUGCAGAGGCUGAGGAGAGAGUUUGAGUACUGGUACCCGGUGGAUGUCCGUGUGUCUGGAAAGGAUCUAGUGCCAAACCACCUGUCCUACUAUCUGUACAACCAUGUAGCCAUGUGGCCCAAAGACAGCGGAAAGUGGCCACAAGCAGUUCGAGCAAACGGACAUCUGCUCCUUAACUCAGAAAAGAUGUCCAAAUCAACAGGAAACUUCCUCACACUGAGCCAAGCUAUCAAAAAGUUUUCAGCUGACGGUAUGCGUCUGGCCCUAGCCGAUGCUGGGGACACUAUUGAGGACGCCAACUUUGUGGAGACCAUGGCUGACGCUGGCAUUCUUCGCCUCUACACGUGGGUGGAGUGGGUGAAGGAGAUGAUCGCUAACCAGAACAACCUGAGGACGGGACCUACAGACACAUUUAAUGAUCGUGUGUUUGCCAGUGAAAUGAAUGCAGGCAUCUUGAAGACUGAGCAGCAUUAUGAGAGGAUGAUGUACAAGGAGGCCCUGAAGAGCGGAUUUUUUGAGUUCCAGGCAGCGAAAGAUAAGUAUCGUGAGCUGGCUAUUGAAGGCAUGCACAGAGACCUUGUCUUCCAGUUCAUAGAGAGACAAAGUCUGCUGCUGGCCCCCAUCUGUCCACACCUCUGUGAAUACACAUGGAGUCUGCUGGGAAAGACGGGUUCUCUGAUGAAGGCGUCAUGGCCCGUGGCCGGCCCAGUCGAUGAGGUUCUGAUUCGUUCUUCUCAGUACCUGAUGGAGACCGCACAUGACCUCCGUUUGCGACUCAAAGCAUACAUGCUCCCUCCCAAAAGCAAGAAAGGUGACUCAAAGCCCCCUGCCAAGCCGUCCCACUGCACUAUUUAUGUGUCUAAGAGCUACCCUCCAUGGCAGCACAGUGCCCUAUCUUUACUCGGCAAGCACUACAAGAGCAACAACGGGAUCCUUCCAGACAACAAAGUCAUAGCCAACGAGCUAGGAGCCUUGCCUGAACUGAAGAAGUAUAUGAAGAGAGUUAUGCCAUUUGUUGCCAUGAUCAAGGAAAACCUGGAGAAGAACGGACCCAGGGUCUUGGAUCUAGAGCUGGAGUUUGAUGAGCGGGCAGUUCUAAUGGAGAACCUCGUCUACCUAACUAAUUCUCUGGAGUUGGAGCAGAUUGAUGUCUUAUUUGCAUCAGAGGCUGAUGACAAAGUGAAAGAGGACUGUUGCCCUGGGAAACCGUUCAGCGUGUUUAGAGCAGAGCCUGGAGUGUCCGUGUCCUUGGUCAACCCUCAACCAUCCACCGGCCUGUUUACCACAAAGGUUGACAUCCGACAAGGGGACAGCAAAGACACCAUUGUCCGUCGGCUAUCCAAGGUCAACAGACUCAUAAAAGAUCUGUCCAGAGUGAAGCUGAUGAGGUAUGAGGACCCCCUGCUGGGCCCGCGCCGGGUGCCCGUCCUGGGACAGGAGGAAUAUGGCAAGCUGCCCAUCUCCAGCAAAUCUGUGUUCAACAUAAAUCUGGAAGAGAAAAAGGUCACUCUGGCUGACAACGGCUUCACUGUAGACAUUGGAGAUAGCCUGGUUUAUCUGAUCCAAUAAUGAACAAUAGGUUGUCUUACUGGCAUACAGGAGCAGGUUCAGCAGUUUCUCGGUAAAAAAAAACUUAAAUGAGUACUGACCUGUUACAGUAAAAAAAAAAAAAAAAGCAUUUUGAGUCACAAGAAAUGCAAAAAAAUGUUUUUCCUUUCCUUUUAAUUUGUGGACAGCUACAGUUAAUUAGAAUUAAUAUCUAAAUAAAACCUGGAUCUUACUUUUGUUUUGCUGUACUAGAACAUCCAUGUGCUGCGUCAAAUAGUCUUCUGUUUAUAAGGUUCAGGUUUGCCAGUUUUUGUAUGUGGCCAGUCUUCUUUCUGCCUGAUAUUUUGAGUGUUUAAACUUUCAAACAGACCUGUACUGAACAAACAUCUCCCUCCACCACCUCCUCACAUUGUGAGCACUUGUGUUCAUUGUCAGACCGCUCCUGCAGUCCUCUGAAUGCCUGAUGUUGUCAUAUAAAUGGAAAUGUGUCUGGUGUUAUUUUAUACAUCAAAUGUGAGGCAUAUCAUGUCUCUUGAGCUUGUUGGACAGCUUUUAUAUCCUCUAGCUGUCAGCUGUGCUUGUUUGGAUUUUCCACAAAAAUAAAAAGUAUUAAAUAUUUACAA